Molecule: messenger RNA, 1535 nt
Organism: Rhopilema esculentum
Lineage: Eukaryota; Metazoa; Cnidaria; Scyphozoa; Rhizostomeae; Rhizostomatidae
Cellular component (GO): membrane
Source: RefSeq, a predicted model, not a curated record
GUUGUUGAUCGAUAGAGGGAGAGUCACAUUUUGAUGAAUGUGUUGCAGGAAUAACCGAAGAAGCCAAGAGGGCUAAUAUAAAUACACAUUUCAAACUUUCAGGGGCCUUCAGGUGGAACAUACCUCAGCCAUCGUUAAUCAGCAAUCUUCCAUGACAACAAAAUAUGAAACGCUUUGUUUUCGGCUCCUCUGAUCAGUGGGCGGCUUACAAAGCUUGGUAUAUCGUAAAUAACUCAAUGCUUUGUGAUGUAGGCUGGCGAAACAUUGCAACAGGAUCUGUUCCUGUUCUACACAGUUCUAUUUCAAAACAGUUUAGCAGUUAUUCUACGGAACAUCUAAAAAUCAACGAGACGAAGUCAAGGACAAAAAUAAUAAUCCAGUGAAGACAUAAUAUAGAUGUUUACGUGGAAGAAAUAUAUGGAAGAAAAACGAUGACAGAACACAACAAGAAUCCACAGGUCAAUCAAAGGAGAUUUUUGCUGCCAGAUAAGGAUACAUUCGAGUAUGUCUUUAAAAGAUCAAAAUUUGGAGUUUUACGAGCAGCACAGUUUAUAUUCACUUUGGUUUCCUGGAUAUUGGUUGCGCAUUUUACAAACAACGCAAGUGAUGUAGAUUCAAACAUGAUUGCAUUCGUCCUUUUUGCAGAGGUUUUUUCAUGGUUAUAUUCUAUAGUUGCCCUCGUAAUCUCCUUGUUAGUCAUGACGAGGAGGCUAGACGACUUGAGUCGAAGAACAACGAUCAUAUGCUGCUCUUUGAUGUGUUCAGUUUUUUGUGUCGUUACGUCAUCGUUGCUGGCCGACUAUGUCGACAGGCUAGGGAAUGAUGCUUCAUUUUGUAGUAAAGUGAGCAGUGCAUCGUGCGAACAACUCAAGGCCGCUGUGGUGCUUGGGUAUCUUUCAGCUGCUUGCUUCAUCUUGGACGGGGGCUAUGAACUAUACAUACUCAACGAAAUCGAGCAAAGUACGGUUCCAACAGUAGAAAUCUUUAAAGACCAAGAUACCACACAUUCUCGGGAAAGUGAGAGAAGAGGAACCGUCUUAUAAUUGGAAGAUUUUUACAAGUUGAUGUCAUUGCAUCGAAAUCAAGGCCAGGGUACGUGGUUUGGAAGCAAAAUGAAGAAUCGUUGUCGCCGAAGCUCCGAAUUGAACUUAAGAAUGUAUAAGUUCUCCCCUAUUCAGGAUUGCUUGAAAAUAUGAUUUGUCAGUGUAAAUAUUGCCUAAUCAUAUUUUCAUACAAGUUUAUUUAUGUUUCAAGUAAACAAACCUAAUAUUUCUUAUCAUCAAUGCUGUUUGAUAGACCGUUUACAAGAAACAAUCGAUACAAUGACGGCGAAGUCAACAAAAAAGAAAAAAGAACAAUUCUGCGUCAAAACAACGUUCGGAUUGCAUGAUUUCCUUGCAGUGCAUUUUAUACAAUGUAAUUUUAUAUCUUCCUAUUUUAUAACAAAACCAAAUCUAAUAAACAAAACACACUCAAUACAAAGCAAUUUUUUAUAAGUUACUAUUUAGUUCAAAUGAAAGCCUUUCUCUUUGGUA